GAGAGUCGAUUCAGUCUCAUACUUCUCACACACGAAAGUGGUUCCCAAAGCGGUCGUUUGGUCGGCGGUCUUCACCGCAUUAAAAACGAAAAAAAAAAAAAAACAGUCAUUCCAUUGACCAGAUCAAUCUUUAGAUUUCCGUUUGGUUCUAUACCUUUUUUAAAUAUAGCAGAAAGUUUGUCUGUCUUUCUUUUUUUGUAUGUCUGCAAUGUACCCAAACAAAAAAAGUGCAUUAAAUUAAAAAAAUUAAUAAUUAAAAAAAUAAAAAAGUUGUAAAAAAAAGUUACACUUUAUGCAUAAAUGUUCUAAGUGUUUUUGAAGUACAAGUUCUUUCUGUUUUACUUUUAUACUUUGUACUGCAGGUGCAAACUGCAAUCUUCUAGAAAUUCUGAUCCAGUUGUUCUACAAAACAAAAUAACCCUCAGUCAUUAUGGAAGUGACGAUAAGGGCCGAAUCGGUGGAUCCCGUUGACUCCAAAUUAACUUGCAGUGAAAAAGCAUCAAAUUUCUUUGGAAAUCAUUGGAAGGGACUGAUAGUAUUUUUUGCACCAUUAGCAUGUCUUCCAGUAAUGCUUGUGCAUUUUACACCUGAAUACAGAUGCAUGUAUUUACUACUGGUGAUGUCCAUUUUUUGGGUCACCGAAGCCCUGCCUCUCUACGUAACAUCGAUGAUUCCAAUUGUUGCCUUUCCUAUAAUGGGAAUUAUGAGUUCAGAUGAAACAUGUAGAUUGUACUUUGGUGAUACAUUGGUAAUGUUCAUGGGUGGAAUUAUGGUUGCAUUGGCAGUGGAAUAUUCUAAUUUGCACAAACGUCUGGCAUUGCGAGUUAUUCAAUAUGUGGGCUGCAGUCCCAGAAGACUCCAUUUUGGUUUAAUUGCUGUAACAAUGUUCUUAUCCAUGUGGAUAUCAAAUGCUGCUUGCACCGCCAUGAUGUGUCCAAUUGCUCAAGCUGUUUUAGAAGAACUUCAAGCUCAAGGACUUUGUACAAUGUACACAACACCUAAAUACAAGUCACUUGCUGCCAAAAAUGAUGGAGAAGAAGAGCUUCCUUAUCCAUCAAAAGUAACACAAUGCUAUUUCCUUGGUAUUGCCUAUGCAUCAUCGAUGGGUGGUUGUGGAACAAUCAUUGGAACAGCUACAAAUCUUACCUUCAAGAGUCUUUAUGAUGGUCGUUUCCCACAUGCAACUGAUACAUUAGACUUUCCAACUUUCAUGUUUUACUCAGUACCUUCAAUGUUGAUCUACACAUUCUUGAUGUGGCUAUGGCUGCAAUAUCAUUACAUGGGUCUUUUCAGGCCAAAGAGUAAGGAAGCUGCUGAAGUUAAUAUUGGCAGAAAUGGAGCUGAUGUUGCUAAGAAAGUCAUUGAUCAAAGAUACGAAGAAUUGGGACCAAUGAAUAUUCAUGAAAUUCAAGUUAUGAUUCUAUUCAUUAUGAUGGUAGUUAUGUAUUUUACCCGAAAACCUGGUAUCUUUAUGGGAUGGGCUGAUGUAUUGAAUACAACGGUAAUCCGCAACUCCAUGCCAACUAUUUUUGUUGUUAUUAUGUGCUUCGUUCUGCCAGCAAAUUAUGCCUUUUUGAAUUAUUUCGGUGGAAAGGGACAAUUACCCAACAAACCCAUUCCUGGACUAAUUACAUGGAAAUUCAUUCAAACCAAAGUACCAUGGGGUUUGGUAUUUUUGCUUGGUGGUGGAUUUGCUUUAGCAAAGGGUAGCAAAGUUAGUGGAAUGGCAGAACUUUUAGGAAAUGGUCUAAGUGUUCUUAAAGCUCUUCCAUCAGUUGUUUUAUUAUUUGUUGUAAUUGUUGUGGCUGUAAUAAUGACAGCAUUCAGUUCAAAUGUUGCAAUUGCAAAUAUUAUUAUUCCAGUUUUACAAGAAAUGUCUGUUGCAAUUAAAAUCCAUCCAUUGUAUUUGGUUUUGCCUGCUGGUUUGGCUUGCAGUAUGGCUUUCCAUUUGCCAGUUAGUACACCACCAAAUGCUUUGGUAGCAGGAUAUGCCAAUAUUCGAACAAAGGAUAUGGCCAUUGCUGGUAUUGGACCAACAGUUGUCAGUGUGAUUGUUUUGUUCGUCAACUGUUUAACAUGGGGACAAAUUGUGUAUCCCAAUCUUACAACAUUCCCCGAUUGGGCUCUACCAACAAAUGGGACAAAAAUCUAAAAUUAAAAAUUUAACUUAAAAUUAAGUAGGACAAAACAAAAACACAGAAGAUAUAUAUUUUUACUAUAAGAUUUUUUUUUUAUAAUUUCUAUAUAUUUAAGAACAAACAAAAGAAAAAUAUUAAGAUUUUGCCACUCCCGAAAAAAUGCA
Molecule: messenger RNA, 2302 nt
Organism: Episyrphus balteatus (marmalade hoverfly)
Lineage: Eukaryota; Metazoa; Arthropoda; Insecta; Diptera; Syrphidae
Product: protein I'm not dead yet-like
Exons: 14
Coding region: 431-2152 (573 amino acids)
Biological process (GO): monoatomic anion transmembrane transport; citrate transport
Cellular component (GO): membrane
Molecular function (GO): succinate transmembrane transporter activity; citrate transmembrane transporter activity
Source: RefSeq, a predicted model, not a curated record